Messenger RNA from Scophthalmus maximus (turbot), 2941 nucleotides. RefSeq names its product phosphomannomutase 2 (gene pmm2). The transcript has 9 exons. NCBI's taxonomy places the organism in Eukaryota, Metazoa, Chordata, Actinopteri, Pleuronectiformes, Scophthalmidae. The coding region runs from base 1018 to 1680 and encodes 220 amino acids. Gene Ontology annotation, cellular component: cytosol. The record is from RefSeq and is a predicted model, not a curated record. Gene Ontology annotation, molecular function: phosphomannomutase activity. Gene Ontology annotation, biological process: mannose metabolic process; protein N-linked glycosylation; GDP-mannose biosynthetic process.
GAAAAGCUCUUGUUUAAUGUCUGUUUGCUGCAGGGGUUGUAAUCAUUUCCUUCCUCGUGUUGUUCAACAAGAGGUGGACAUAUAUUUUGAUGUGAUAUUUAAAAACAUGAUAAUUCAACAUAAUUGAGUUCUUUUAGACAUUAUAAAAGAGAAGUCAGAAAACUCAGGGCAUAUACAUUUACAGGGCACAAACAGUUCUAAUUGACAGUUAAAAAUAGCCAAAUUCUGGCUAAAUAGUAUGUUACUGUACUACUUUGGAGAUUCAAUCAUUAUCUGAAGCAGAUUGGUUGAGUUAAUAGACAGCAAUAAAAAACAUGGUCAGACAACUGUUUUCUAUUUCAACGACAGCGCAUUAAAAGUAAAUAUAUAAUCACCAGGAGGCUAUAACCGUUUCUUUACACACACAUUUGCUCCAUUCGGUCAAAAAUGAAAUUAAGGUUUGUGUUGAAUUAAAAUGAACUUCUCCUCUUUUCUACUACACUCAACAAGGACAAGGUCCUGAGAAGAUGUUCUGACAUCAUCGUGACAAGAGAGACACGCGUGGAGCUGUGAGGAUCCAGCUUUAGGUUCACGUUGAUCCUCCGGGACACCGUGUGGCAGCGUGCACCUGACUUCUGAGAUUAGUCCGUGGCAUAGUGGACACCGAAGAAGAAGAAGAAGACUCUGAUACGUGUGGUAGGGUCUAUGGGUAGAAGUGGUUGUAGUUCGACAGCUGGUGAAACCAGAGAGACAGGGGGAGAGAGAGAGAGGAAGGAAGGCAGAACCAGAAGAACAACCGGCAGCAGAGCGAGGAGGACUGUGGGUAAACACUGAGCGAUCACUGUACAUUCAUACAUCCACCUGAGAUCCGACACACAGGAUGAGUGAAGCUGCCGGGGACUCGCGCACGCUCUGUCUCUUUGAUGUGGACGGGACGCUCACGGCCGCGAGACAGAAUGACUGCAAAGAGAAAGGGACACUGUGGCAACAGGGAUUAGAGAAGUUGUGCUUCAGACAACAUGGCGCGUGACCCCGGACAUGACGGAGUUCCUCGAGAACCUGAGGACCAAGGUUCGAGUUGGGGUGGUGGGAGGGUCCGACCUCUGCAAGAUCCAGGAGCAGCUGGGAGAUGACGUGAUCCAGAGAGUGGACUAUUUGUUUGCGGAGAACGGUCUCGUGGCCUAUGCUAAUGGACAGUUACACUCCAUCCAGUCCAUCCAGGCCCAUAUGGGAGAAGAGCUACUGCAAGAUUUCAUCAACUUCUGUCUCAACUACAUGGCCAACAUCAAACUGCCGAAGAAGAGGGGGACAUUUAUUGAGUUCCGUAACGGCAUGCUGAACGUCUCCCCCAUUGGACGCAGCUGUACGCAGGAAGAGAGGAAAGAGUUCUACGAGCUUGAUCAGGAAGAGAAAAUCAGGGAGAAGUUUGUGUCCGUAUUGAAGGAGGAGUUCAAAGGGAAAGGGCUCUCGUUUUCAAUCGGGGGGCAGAUCAGCUUUGAUGUGUUUCCUGACGGCUGGGACAAGAGGUACUGUCUGGGGAUCGUUGAGAAGGACAACUACUCGACCAUUCACUUCUUUGGAGAUAAGACCAAACCUGGGGGAAACGACUACGAGAUCUACAGCGACCCCCGGACCAUCGGCCACGAGGUCUCCUGUCCGGAGGACACGCAGCGCAUCUGUCAGCAGCUCUUCCUGUUGUGAGAGAUGUGGUAACGUCACCGUAGGUUCCCAGAGAAGAGAGACUCUACUUCGUCGGUCAACAUUCCCUCUCUGGAGGUCUGAUUAGAAAAUGAAUGUAUCUCAGGCAGGGAGAGACAAUGUCACCAUGACUCUGACAGUGUCAAGGAGUGAGAGGGAGGAGUCGCUGACCGAGGAGAAGAGAGAUUUCUGGGUAUUUUUCCUUUUUUGUUGGGGUUUUUCGAAUCAGAGCCGUCGUCGACUGUAAAGUUAAAGGGUUAAAAGCAAUCAACUUUUUCAAUGUGAUUGUGGCUGGUGUUAUCACCUCGUGGUAAACACUGAGCCCAAAUCUGCUUUAAAGAUGAAUGAAGCGUGAUUUUUCAUCCACAUGUAAUUCUGACCAGUCAAGUCUUUGAUUAUUUAAAAAAAAUAAUGGAAAUAUGUUUUCUUUAAUGGCCUGAAAUAGCUUGGACUUUUUUUCGCCCCAUUCAUCAUGUGCCAUGCAUCAUACAAUAACUACCAUCUGAUUCCUAAUGUGCUUUUUAUCUAAACCCCAACUCCCAUGUGACCCGCUGUGCCUCGGUGACACAAACACUGACAAAGGACGCGGUUGUGUCGUGUGCUGUGAUCAGUGGACGCUCUGAGGGACGAGCAGCUGGUCACAUGUCUCUGUUGAUGUGUUUAGUCUGUCAAACAUUGUUGCUGCAGCAGAGACUUUUUUUUUUUCCUGUUGGAAGUUUUCGUGGGGGGUUUUGUCUUCAGCCAUGUUGACUGACACUCUCUGUUCCAUCUGUCUCCUGUGUGCUGACUGAUUACACUUGUAGAACAGCACAUAUUUAAAGAAAAAAAUGGUUACAUGGAUAGUGUUUUAGUGGUUGAAAGAGAACAGCGAUUUCUUUUUCUUCAUACAGAUACAUCACCAGUUCAGUUUGAAAAGUAGACCUGAGAAAAGAGGACAAUGGAUAAAAGCAUCUUAAGAGACACAACAACAGUGGAUGAAUUCCACAGUGGGACCAAAGCUUCCAGUGCGAUGAGGUCCUUUUACAAGCCGCAUAUAAAACAAUAUAUAUAUAUGUCUAAUGUACUGUAAUGUAUGUAAAAUAUAUUAUGAUUCCGUACUGGAAAAUUGUAUCUGAAAAGUAAUAAUUCAUGCACCAUUAUCAUGUGAUGUUCCCAAUAUAGUUCAAAAUUUUUAAAAAAGAGUAUCAGCUUGAAUGAAGAUCAUGUAAAACAUGUAAAUUGUGAGGAAUAAAAUCAAGGAAGACCGACACAAAAAAAUACUUUA